This is a messenger RNA of Callorhinchus milii (elephant shark), 1374 nucleotides long. RefSeq names its product fibroblast growth factor 19 (gene fgf19). Gene Ontology annotation, cellular component: extracellular region; cytoplasm. NCBI's taxonomy places the organism in Eukaryota, Metazoa, Chordata, Chondrichthyes, Chimaeriformes, Callorhinchidae. Gene Ontology annotation, biological process: positive regulation of protein phosphorylation; cell differentiation; positive regulation of cell population proliferation. Gene Ontology annotation, molecular function: fibroblast growth factor receptor binding; growth factor activity. The record is from RefSeq and is a predicted model, not a curated record. The transcript has 3 exons. Bases 73 to 762 code for a protein of 229 amino acids.
GGGGGAAAAAAGGAGAGAGAGGGACACACACAGAGAGAGAGAGGUCUCUUGUGUGGUUGGGGUUAACCCUCGAUGUGCACACAGCCUCCAGACCAUUGCAAAAUGUGGUGCUCGAUGCUGUACAGGGGGUGUUGGGCUCUGCUGCUGAGUCAGUUGUCUCUCCCACUCAGUGGCUAUUCGCUCCCUGUGGGGGAUGAGGGGCCGCAUCUGAACAAUGACUGGGGAGAGCCCGUCAGACUCCGGCACUUGUACACAGCCAACAAACACAGCUAUCAUCUGCAGAUCAACCGGGAUGGCACCGUGGAUGGCAGCCUCGGACAAUCCUCUCACAGUCUUGUGGAAAUGAGGUCAGUGGCGCCUGGAGUGGUGGCGAUCAAAGGCUACCGCAGCGCUCGCUACCUGUGCAUGCACAGAGACGGUACCCUGUAUGGCUCGUUUUUCUACGACGAAGGAAACUGUUCCUUUAAAGAGCGACUGUUGUCGGACGGUUACAACGUGUAUUGGUCGGAGAAGUACAGAGCCGUCGUGUCGCUGAGCAGCGUCAGGCAGCGAUUGCACGCCAGGGGCAAAGGGUUGCCUCCCCUCUCCCAGUUUCUGCCCACGUUAAACAGAGUUCCCGUGGCGGAGGUUUCAAGGGACGAUUUCAGCGAUUCGCCUCAAAUGAACUCCCAGCGGGCUGUGCCCAUCAGGCUGGAUAGCAUGGAUCCUCUUGAAAUCACGUCCGACACCCACGUGAACAGGCCGCCUUCAUCCGAUGAUUGAAUCGCACCUCUGACGCUUUUCACUGGCAAAAUCUCGAACCGUUUUGCUGAACUGACGACCGAACAGUACUGCGGUGUGAAGGGCUGCCUCGCGCUUGCUGAGCCGGUGCAGUUAAACCUCCUGUUAUAGCGCUAACCCAGUCAGACACUGCUAAGAUUUAAGACAACAACAACUUGCAUUUAUAUAGCGCCCUUCGUGCCAGUUGGCACCUCGGAGUGAUUAAGAUUAGCCAUCCUAAAGAGCAGAGUUGGGAGAUGCAGGUUGAACCCAGUAAAGGGUGUGAGUUAACCACUUAAUCUAAGGAGAUGGUUGGAGGAGGGGUGUAAAUGUUAAUGUGUAUCUUCCGGAAGGAACAGAGAAAACAAUUGAAUGUGUAGUGUGAAGCUUUUCCCUAAGGAGAGGGCUUUACAUUACCCCCGUGCCCUGCCUUCUGUCAGGAAGAUUGAAUAGGGCAGCUGUAAAAAUGAAAAAAAGUUCACAAUAUUUAACAUUAACUGUAAAAUAACUGACGCUGUAUAUAAAGGAUUUGAAUUCUCCCAAACAAGCACUUGACCCUUAUUACAGUAUUUAUGAAUUAACUUAUUAAAUACGGUAUUCCUUUUCAUUUUGUUA